Aphanomyces astaci is the source of this 766-nucleotide messenger RNA. RefSeq lists its product as hypothetical. Lineage: Eukaryota; Oomycota; Saprolegniomycetes; Saprolegniales; Verrucalvaceae. Bases 32 to 673 code for a protein of 213 amino acids. The record is from RefSeq and is a predicted model, not a curated record. The transcript has a single exon.
GUUACUUUGGACUUGUCAACUUGCAAGCAGCAUGCCCGAGGAGCCUCCCCAUCUACCAACCCAAAUACCUCCACGUUGUUAUUUCAACGAAUGUAUCGCGCCCGCGGUGGACGGCACCACAAAGUGCCACUUCCACCGCCACCGGGGCUCUUGCGCAGUUGAUAAUUGCCAUAAUCAAGUGUACGCGCGACAGCUCUGUGUCAAACACGGAGGCAAGCGCCGCUGUGCCAUGCCGACUUGCACAGCCAACUCCCGCGUGGGCAACCUAUGCUCCCGCCACACGACAGUUGAACUCAAAAAGACAUGCUCCGAGCCAGGAUGCACCAAACAGCCGCGCGCGCUGGGGCGAUGUGUGAGCCACGGAGGCGGCAAAAAGUGUCUGGCCCCGUAUUGUACUGCGAAUGUACGACUGACCAGCUACUGCUCGCGCCAUGCUCAACCCGUGUCAUUGCCAGUUGGUGCUCGUCAGCAACUUGCACAGCCACGGGGCUCAUCUUGGCAAAUGCCACAACAACCACAAACCCCGCCGCUGAAUGCACCGAAAAUGGAGUAUUCGAUCGACCCGACCACCUGGAUUACAUUCGACGGAUCAAAGGAAGUUAUGAACGCCGUCGUGCAUUGGGAACUCGACUGCCUCGAGUCGUUGCGCGUGUUUGACGUCAUAGAAAUGUAAUUGACGAAUUCGUGUGCAUAUUAUUUACAGCCAGGUGCCGGUCGAACGUCGUACGCGUGUAGAAGGGAAUGGGAUAAACAUAUUCUUUACCAA